Messenger RNA from Malurus melanocephalus (red-backed fairy wren), 829 nucleotides. Its product is annotated as SH3 domain-containing kinase-binding protein 1-like. Bases 150 to 785 code for a protein of 211 amino acids. NCBI's taxonomy places the organism in Eukaryota, Metazoa, Chordata, Aves, Passeriformes, Maluridae. The record is from RefSeq and is a predicted model, not a curated record. The transcript has 4 exons.
GGAGGAGAGGGAAYGACAGGGAUGUGACAGGRCYGGGCCCCUGGGCCAGGGCAUGUCCCCAGCAGGAAGCGCUUCCUGUCCCCGCUCUGCCCCGACAGGGCUGCUCCUGCUCCUGCUUUCACCCCGCAGAGCUCCCGGCACGGGCGAGGAUGGAGCCAGCCAAGCUCCCACUCAUCAAGAGGAUGGCUCCUGCUCCCCCAGUUCCGGCCAAGACCAAACCUGCCCCCGUGCUGGCCACCAAGCCCACUGACCCUCAGCCCAGCACCUCGGCUGACACGGAGAGGAGCAGAGCCAGUGAYCCAGAUGCUGAAGGCUUCAACACCGUGUCGGUGACCACAGCCAGGCUGAGCCACCCCACAGCCACACGGCCACGGGUACCCGGCCAGCGGCCACCCAGCGUUGUCCUGGGGAGCACGGGGGGUCCCUGUGGGGAGGAGCAGCCCCGGGGGCUUCCCUGUGCUGGGGUCUGUGCCCCAAUCCCACCAUGGAGCACGGAAGGGCUGGAGGGGUCAGAGGGGUCAGAGGGGAAGCCGCUGGCCCUGGAGGAUCUGAAGGCUGAGGUCCGGACCYUGCACAUCCUCGUGGACCUGAUGCGAGUCCAGCACCUGCGGGAUCUGCAGGAGCUGCGGCAGGAGCUGUGCCAGGAGCGGACCCAGCGCCAGGCACUGCAGGUGAGUCCCUGGCAGGGGUUGCCCCAUCCCGGGGUCCCCCCUGUGCCCCCCAACACUCACAGCCUCUCCCCACAGGCAGAGAUCGAGCGGGUGAAGAAAGGGCUGCCCUAUUAGCAUUGUGGGGCUGUGGUGCCCACCCCGGGGCACGGGGCAUGCGG